Molecule: messenger RNA, 2053 nt
Organism: Solenopsis invicta (red fire ant)
Lineage: Eukaryota; Metazoa; Arthropoda; Insecta; Hymenoptera; Formicidae
Gene: hpo
Product: serine/threonine-protein kinase 3
Exons: 10
Coding region: 222-1805 (527 amino acids)
Biological process (GO): regulation of MAPK cascade; intracellular signal transduction; protein tetramerization
Cellular component (GO): cytoplasm
Molecular function (GO): ATP binding; protein serine/threonine kinase activity
Source: RefSeq, a predicted model, not a curated record
CAUCUACGAUGGCCGACAGUUGCAGGUUCGGAUGGAGCUCGGUUGUGGUUACCUUAAUUUAUUGACAAAAAUGUAACACUUCUAUUUUUAAUUGGCCAUGUUACCACCGCGCACAGCAUGACAAUCGCCUCGAGCACCUUUACAUUAUUCUUGUUUCUCUAAAUACCCGUGCGCGUGCUCCUCACUCGAAAUCUCCGGAUCAUCCUGACAUCGACGCGAAGAUGUCUUCUAAGAGCGAAUUGAAAAAGUUAUCGGAGGAAAGUCUGACGAGACAGCCGGAAGAAGUGUUUGAUAUUAUAUGCAAGCUGGGAGAAGGGUCCUAUGGGUCAGUUUACAAAGCUUUGCAUAAAGAAAGUGGACAGGUGCUCGCUAUUAAGCAAGUACCAGUGGAUACCGACCUGCAGGAGAUCAUUAAGGAAAUAUCAAUUAUGCAGCAAUGCGACUCUCCAUAUGUUGUUAAAUAUUAUGGAAGUUACUUUAAGAAUACAGAUUUAUGGAUUGUGAUGGAAUACUGUGGAGCUGGUUCUGUUAGUGAUAUCAUGAGGUUAAGAAAGAAAACUCUCCAGGAAGAUGAAAUUGCUACAAUUCUGAGUGAUACUUUGAAAGGGCUAGAAUACCUUCAUUUGAGAAGAAAAAUUCACAGAGAUAUCAAGGCUGGAAAUAUUCUUCUUAAUAAUGAAGGUCAUGCAAAAUUGGCUGACUUUGGUGUUGCUGGCCAAUUAACGGAUACCAUGGCUAAGCGUAACACAGUGAUUGGUACACCUUUCUGGAUGGCUCCUGAAGUGAUACAAGAAAUUGGUUACGAUUGUGUCGCUGACAUAUGGUCUCUGGGAAUUACGGCCUUAGAAAUGGCGGAAGGCAAACCACCAUAUGGUGACAUACACCCAAUGAGAGCAAUAUUUAUGAUUCCGACUAAACCACCACCUAGUUUUAGAGAGCCCGAUCAAUGGAGUCCGGAGUUUAUCGAUUUUGUCAGUGGGUGCCUUGUAAAAAAUCCUGAAGAGAGAGCUACCGCAUCUGAGCUUCUGCAACAUGAAUUCAUACGUAAUGCCAAACAACCAAGUAUCUUAAGCCAAAUGAUCGCCGAGGCUCAUGAGAUACGAGAAAAACAGAGCGCACAUAGAGCUCACGUUAUAAACAACGUGGCGAUUAAAAGUCAAAAUCAGGCGGAGGAUUCGGACGAGGAUGAUUGUAGUGGAACUAUGAAACCAUUACCAGAGGAUAGCAGGACUUUAGUGCCGAGCCAUGAUCUUCCAGACACGGGUACUUUAGUUUCGGCGUUAGACUUGGGUACAAUGGUUAUUAAUAGUGAUACUGAUACCGAAGCUACUAUGAAGAGACAUAAUACUGGUUCUGUAGAAUCCGGCAAAAAAUAUCGACCAUUAUUCUUAGAUCAUUUUGACAAAAAAGAAGCGCCUGAGAUCGGAAAAGGUAAUGGACAGAUGUUGGGAGCGAAUAAUAUGGAAAAUGCAAAUAAAUUAGAGCAGCAGAAUCCAACCGAAUCUCAUAGGUUUCAAAGCCAUUUACAACUACAGCUGCAAAAUCAGAUCUCUCAUCCUAUGCCAGAACAGCCAUAUAAUAAUGUAUCGAAGUUUCAAAACGUCUUCACGGAACGUGAUUUUGACUUUAGAAGCCGUAUCCUGCAGUUGAAGUUUCUCUCCUACGAGGAGCUGCAGCAACGAAUGGCCAGUCUGGACGCGGAAAUGGAACGGGAGAUAGAUGAGCUGAGAAAAAGGUAUCAGACGAAGAGACAACCUAUUCUAGAUGCCAUGGACACCAAGCGGAAACGUCAACAGAACUUCUAACAGUCCUCCUUUAUGCAAAUAAGCAAUGACGGAUAGACAAAGGGUGUACAGUUGUAUAAAUGAAUAGAUUUUAUUCGCGUCACAUCCCUGGUUUCAUCAAAGAGAAGAACAUUGCUCCCACACCGUAAAUAUUUUACCUAAAAAAAACGUGUUGCGACUGUGAAUGUUUCCUGUUUACUCGCGAAUCACAAUGUCGCUUUUCUUUAUGAAUCCUGGGGUAUUCUAGCUAAUAAUAGCCACCGACAAGA